Molecule: messenger RNA, 2238 nt
Organism: Talpa occidentalis (Iberian mole)
Lineage: Eukaryota; Metazoa; Chordata; Mammalia; Eulipotyphla; Talpidae
Gene: MEP1A
Product: meprin A subunit alpha
Exons: 14
Coding region: 1-2238 (745 amino acids)
Biological process (GO): proteolysis
Cellular component (GO): membrane
Molecular function (GO): metalloendopeptidase activity; zinc ion binding; protein binding
Source: RefSeq, a predicted model, not a curated record
AUGGUUUCGGCUCGAUCCACUUGCAUUCUCUCGUUCAUCUUAUUUUUUGCCCAUAUUGCAGCCGUAUCGAUUAAGUACUUUUCUGAAGAAAAUGUACGCGAGGCAAAUCUUUAUGAACAGAAGGAUAUUUCAGAAAUCAAUUUAGCUGCGGGUUUGAACCUUUUUCAAGGGGACAUCCUCUUGAAGAACUCCAGAAAUGGCCUGAGGGACCCUGGCACCAGAUGGAAGUUCCCCAUUCCUUACAUUCUGGCUGACAAUCUGGAACUAAAUGCUAAAGGAGCCAUUCUCUAUGCCUUUGAAAUGUUCCGCCUUAAGUCCUGUGUGGAUUUCAAGCCCUAUGAAGGAGAGCGCACAUAUAUCAUCUUUCAGCAGUUUGAUGGGUGCUGGUCUGAGGUUGGUGACCAACAUGUAGGACAGAACCUGUCCAUUGGCCAGCGGUGUGACUAUAAGGCCAUUAUAGAACAUGAGCUCCUGCAUGCCUUGGGAUUUUACCAUGAGCAGUCAAGGACUGACCGGGACGACUAUGUGAACAUUUGGUGGAAUGAAGUUCUUCCAGGUUUCGAACACAAUUUUAACGUCUAUGAUGACAACUUCAUCACCGACCUCAACACACCCUAUGAUUAUGAGUCUGUAAUGCACUAUGCUCCUUUCUCAUUUAAUAAGAAUGACAGUGCCCCUACCAUCACGACCAAGAUCCCUGAGUUUAACUCCAUCAUUGGGCAGCGUCUGGACUUCAGUGCUAUUGACUUGGAGAGACUGAACCGAAUGUACAAUUGCACAUCAACUCAUACCUUUUUGGACCACUGUGCUUUUGAGAAGACAAACAUCUGUGGAAUGAUUCAGGGUAUGAGAGAUGAUGCUGACUGGGUCCAUAAGGACAGCACCGUUCCGGGACAGGAGGAUCACACCUUAUCCGGAAAGUGCACAGGAUCCGGCUACUCCAUGUACUUCGGCACCAGGACAGGGAACAAGGAAGAGGCAGCCCUGCUGGAGUCUCGGAUUCUGUACCCAAAGCGGAAGCAGCAGUGCCUGCAGUUUUUCUAUAAAAUGACGGGAGAUCCUGCAGAUAGACUCGUCGUCUGGGUCAGGAGGGAUGACGGCACAGGCAAUGUUCGCAAGCUGUUCAAGGUCCAGACAUUUCAAGGAGACGGGGUCAAAGACUGGAAAAUUGCCCAUGUGACACUCAGAGAGGAAAAGAAGUUUCGCUACCUUUUCCAGGGCACGAAAGGUGACCCACAAAACUCAGAUGGAGGAAUUUACCUAGAUGACAUCACACUAACAGAAACCCCAUGUCCCACAGGGGUUUGGACAAUACGAAAUUUUUCCCAGAUCCUUCAGGUCACGAAUAAAGGGGACAGCCUCCUGAGCCCUCGAUUCUACAAUUCCGAGGGAUAUGCUUUUGGUUUGACGUUGUACCCCCACGGCAGAGCCAGCUUUGCUGGCUCUGGCUAUGUAGGAGUUGCUUUUCACCUGUGCAGUGGGGAGAAUGACGCGAUCCUGGAGUGGCCAGUGCAACACAGGCAGGUGAUCAUGACAAUGCUGGACCAGGAGCCCAAUGUCAUGAACAGAAUGUCCCCAAGCAUGGUGUUCACUACUUCUAACUCCCAGACAGCUUCAGAUGGUUCCUUCCUCUGGGAUAGGCCGUCCAUUAAGGGAACCUUUGAUCAGAACUGUAGUUGUUUUAGAAGCAUCGACUGGGGCUGGAGUAAUUUCAUCUCCCACGAAAUGUUGAAAAGGAGAAGUUUCCUUAAAAAUGAUGACCUCAUCCUUUUUGUGGACAUGGAAGAUAUCACCCACCUUAACAAGACUGAAGUUCCUGUUAAAAACACAAGGUUGACCCCACAAGGCCUCAUUCUCCAAGACCAAGAGCAAGAGACCUCUGAAUAUCCAGAAAAUGCUGUGUUAGGGAAAGCCCUGCCAGGAAGCCUGGACCAACAGCAGCCCAGCCGAAAGAAGCGGUCAGUGGAGAACACAGGCCCCAUGGAAGACCACAACUGGCCACAGUAUUUCAGAGACCCGUGUGACCCGAAUCCUUGUCAAAAUGAAGGCCUCUGUGUGAAUGUGAAGGGGAUGGCGAGUUGCAGGUGUGUCUCCAGCCAUGCCUUCUUCUACACGGGCGAGCGCUGCCAGGCCGUGCAAGUGCACGGCAGCAUCCUGGGCCUGGUGAUCGGAGGCACUGCCGGCGUGAUCUUCUUGACCUUCGCCAUCAUCUCCAUGAUCUCAAAGUCAAGGCAGUGA